This is a messenger RNA of Colius striatus (speckled mousebird), 8492 nucleotides long. RefSeq names its product ligand dependent nuclear receptor interacting factor 1 (gene LRIF1). Gene Ontology annotation, molecular function: nuclear retinoic acid receptor binding. Gene Ontology annotation, biological process: regulation of DNA-templated transcription. The coding region runs from base 25 to 2322 and encodes 765 amino acids. The transcript has 5 exons. Lineage: Eukaryota; Metazoa; Chordata; Aves; Coliiformes; Coliidae. The record is from RefSeq and is a predicted model, not a curated record.
CGCCCGGCUCCCGCCCCUCGCGCCAUGUCCGGCCGCUCCCCGCCGGCCCCGCCGAGCCCGGAGCAGCGGGCGGCCAGCGCCGCGCAGUUCGUUGCAGGCUGCAUGUACCGAGUCCUUCAGACCACAGGACCAGAUGGAAAAAACCUUCUGAAAUUACUUCCCAUUUCUAAAUCUUCUGGAAGCUUUGUGCCAAUAGUUCAAUCCUCAGCCAUGCAAAACAAUUCUAGUCCAGUCCAUCUUACUUUUAAGACCCAGCUUGCUGAUCCUACCACACCUCCAUCUGUUAAGAUUCCCGUUUUUCAGUCUGCUAAUCCUGGCAAGAUUCUUCUUACAAGGACAUUAGACAAACAGGAAAGUGGUAGGGCAGGUUCUGAAAAAGAAAGCUUAGCUCCCAAACCAGCUGCUGCCAUCCAGAGCACUUCUGUUUCGGUCGAUAGACUCUCUGUGCAGAACAUGGCUGUGACGAGCUCGUCCAGCCAGAGUAACGCUGCCUACAUGCUGGUGAACAACCAAACCCUUCCAGUUAGUGUGAAGGCUCCAGUACUGCCCUCUGGCCACCACCUCCAGAUACCAGCUGAUGCAGAAGUGAAAUCUGUCCUAGCUUCUUCUUUACCACCUGCCAUCCAGCAGAAGAUCCUGGCGGCUGCGGCGACAAACGCGCCCGGAGGAGCCGACGGGGCCAAACCGCCCACCGUGAUUUACGUGUCCCCGGUGAACACCGUGAGAACGGUGCUUCCCAAGCGUCUGCAGCCCAUCUGCCCCAAACCUGCCCCUGAGCCUGCAAAAACAUUCCUGGUGACAGCUCCACAGAAGGGAAACGGUUCAUCUCCCGAGGCGGUGCCAGCUGACGGGCAGCAGUGCCGGCAGACUCCCAUGAAAUGGAUCGUGCAGGAGAGCCCACAGUCGUCAGCACCUUGCCUUAUCCCUGUGAAAUCAUCCAACAAUGUGGCUUCCAGGAUCCUGAAAACGUUGUCAGACACCAAAAAUGUAGAAAUUAACUCUGCAAAUAUCUUACCCCUCUCUUCUAGUGGUCCUGGGGGAAGCCAGAAAAAAAUGACACCUUUUAAAGAUAACGCUCUGGUCAUGUACAACGGGAAAGUCUAUUUGUUGACCAAACGGGACUCUGAUGUUCUAUCAGCCCAAGUUGACAAACAAGGAUCUUCCUCUUCUGAUGCUUCACUCAAAAAGGAGACAUCCAAGCUAAUUGAUUCUACUGCAGUCAAUAAAAUAACCAAUAAAGUGGUGAAUCUGGUGUUGUCAAAAACCAAGGGCGUGGCGCUGUCUCAGAAGGAUCCAAACUCCAAACGUUCCUCGCCAGUGGGCUUAAGAAAUGACUUAAAAUCUGCACCUGCAGCUCUGGGGACACCAAGUGCUCAGCAGCAGAAUUCCACUGUAGACCACAGAAGGAGUUUGCCCUUCACCCAGAGCACUUUGAGUGGAGUGACCCUUCUUACAGCAGCAGGGACACAAGAAAAGGCGUGUCAAAACGGCAAAGAAAAGAUUCACUCCCCCAAAGCACCAAGUGCUGUUUUACCUCAGUCCAAGCAAGAGGGUGCUUUCAGUGAAGACUGGCAAAAGAUCCAAUGUGAAACGAUGAAUUCACCUGGAAAAGUUCAAAUCAGACAGGAAGAGAAGCCACAUUGGAAACAAUACUUGGAGUUAAGGAAGAAAUUUGGUCUGUCUAAGGAGGAGAGAGUGUACCUUAGGAGAAUACCAUCAAAGGCCUCUGUUGAGAAAGCAGAAGAAAGGGUUUGUUCCAGUAACAGCUUGAAAAGGAAGAAUGAUUCUUACAGUUCACCAUUAGAUGUGGAGAUACCAAAUCAACAUCAGGAGUGUAUUAAGGAGGAAAAGAUGAUUGUGGGUCUGGAAGAGGAUUUGACUAAGAAAAGAAGAGUAAAAUCCUCCUCACAGUCACACAGUGGAAAGAGAAGGAGAACUUCAGUCCAAUCAACCCCAAGCCCAAGUUCAGAAGACAGCAGCUCCAGCUGCAGUGUAGCCAGCAGAAGUGUCUCACCCCCCCCAGCCCUGUCACCACAGCACAACAUUCCCACAGACUGCGCGGCGUCGCCUCUGGGGCAGGCCUCUGAGCAAGACCCCUACUCCCAAUCCAGUGACCUGACAGACUCAGACAUCCCUGUUUUAGUGUCUUCUGAAGAUAACUCUUCAUUUCUGGAAGGUUCUUUCAGGGAUGAUACUUUCCCUUUGACUCCCCCAGACCUGGAUGAAACGAUCCGGGAUGAAAAGAUCAAACGCCUGAAGCAGCUGUUGAGGGAGCGCGAAGCGGCGCUGGAAGAGAUGCGCCGGAGGAUGCAGCAGAGCUGAGGUGCUGGGGCUCUGCCUCCUGUUCAGCUGUGGCUCAGUGACUUCAGGAAGAAAUCCCUUCCUCAGACACACACAGGUAUUUCUGGGAGAUGGAAGAUCCAAAGGAAACUCACAGGGUUUGUGUAAUUUAGAGAAGUACGAAGGGUUUCUUGUUAAACACCAGAAAUAAAAGACUUGGACCGUCAAAUCCUGCUUUUGUGACAUUAUAGAUAUGUAUAAAUAUAUAGAAAUAUCUCAGAGGAUGCAGAGAGGCUUUUUUAUUAAUGUGUCCCUGUAUUUUCAAUUGAGGGGUUUCUGUAUUAAUCCAAACUAAUAAACAUUCCCACUUUGGAGUUGAUGGCCUGUCUCUUAGAAGCAGGAUGUAAAUUGCAGCUCCCAGCUGUACAAAGACAUUUCUUUUUCCUUCAUUUUCCUGCUGUGCAUGAGAACUUCUGUGAAUUCCUGAGAACUGUCAUAAAAAGUCAAUGGUUGGUGUUGAAUAAAUGCUAUUGAAAUGACCUGGGAAUUAGACUUGAGGCAAUAACAAUGUAUACAAAACCUCUUAGAGAUGCAAAGACAGAAGCAGUAGAAGCUCUUGCUGACUGUUACCUGCAUAUGUGUCUCUUGUUAUUCUUGUUGAGCUUUUAUAAGGCCUCUGCCAGCUGUGGAACGUUGAGGUUCAGCUGUGGAGGAAGAGUAUUUUUCUUUAAACCAUGAUGUUGAAUCCUGACUUGCUGAAGCAAAACAAAGCACCUUUCUCUCUCUAUCCAGGGUGCUGGUCAUAGUUCUUGCCGAGUCUCAGUCUUGGAACAACGUCAGUGCAAAGUUGAAAGAGGCCCCUGAGAGACACAACUCAUUAACGACCUUCAUUUAAUUCAUGUGUGACAGUGGCAUGUGCAGAAAUGUGUCAGGCUUGUUGACAAUACUGACAUUUGCAUUGCUGUGCAGGUUAAUGGCAAAGCCCUUCAGGUCAAGUACAACACAAUCACUUCAUUUUGAAUAUAAAAUGGUUAGAAAUAUGGACCAUUAUUGCUCCUGAGUUCCUGAGUGAUGCUGAGGACACGUUCCCUUUGCCUUCAUCAGAUGCUCCCUGCCACCAGCAGCGUCUGCUCCUCGCUGCCAAAGAUCAGGGGGGUGUCGUAAAGGGUCUGUCCCUGCAAACUGGCAACAGCACGCAGGGAAAUCUUCUGUGUGGGGAGAGAAAAGGAAAGGAACAGCCCAGUGAGCAGCCUGAGCCAGUGCCUCCAGUCACAUGGAACGUCACUUUACCUGGAAGUCACGGAUGUAGGUGAGGAAGAAGCUGAGGAAGGAGAACGCCAAGGACCACUCUGAGAUGGUGCUGAUGAGAUGAGCUGUGUAGCCCUGGGUAAGAGGGGGAAGAUCCCAUCAGUUAGAAGCUCUUCUUGACCCUGUGAUGGCACAAAGAUGGCUGGCACACACCACAUCUCACACCCACCACUGCUCCCUUUGCAGGGGAACAUUUCUGAGCACCUUGGGAGUCUCCCAAGUGCUGAACUCAGCAGGAGAGUGAGAAUGAUGAGGAGAAGAGCUGCUCCACACAGCUGGGAAUUUAACACCACCUACAAAACCUCAGUCAAGAGCUUGGCAGGACUAAUGGCAAAAACUCUGCAGAAGGUCUGAGGUUCUCCUCUGGAUGUACCUCCAGUGCCACCCUCCAGCUGUGCCUGGAGAGGAUGAGAAGGGCCAGAAGGUUCAGACACACCUGCCCUUUCUCAGUCCCACUUGGACUUGCCCAGCACUCAUCACUUCAAUGGCAGCUCUACCACUCAUGUGCUUUGGCCUCUCUCCUCAUUUCCCACAGGUGGGAGCUCUACUUCCCUGUGCCCCUCUGGCCCAGGGGGCUCAUUCUGGGCAGUUAACAGCCACCAGGAACCGCUGCCCAGCACAGAGGAGCAGCCUGACAGCUUGUUGGGACAGUUCAGUGACUGCCCAUGAGCGAGAUGAAGUUAAAAUAACCCCUGAAGCUGCAACUGUUCUGCUCAGAGCCAGUGGCUGCAGACUGGCUCAGCUGGUGAAGCUCCCGUGUCCUCUCACAUGCCAAGGACGUGGAGACAACUGCACUUGUCACUUCUCAGAUAUGUUUAUCAGCACAAACAAUGCAGCUGGUUUUUGUUGUCUUUGUUUUCCUCCACUCAGUCAUUUACCUUCUCCUGUGGGUCCCAGUGCAGUUUCUGCACGAGGUUUGUUCCGUACAGGCCGCUGUACAAGACAACUGAGGAAACAAACACUGAGGAAACACGUUAAGGAAGAUUCAAGAGCAAGAAUCAGCAACUUUUUUAUCAUCCAGUGACUCACUUGUGGGUUGAGCCUGAUGGUUCCCUUUCUCCUGAAGUUCCCAGGUUGCAACACAGGCUCUGAAGAGGUGGCAUGAGCCAAGGUGGCUGUAACAAAAGGAUACUGCUCAGGAUGCUGGAGCAGCACCAGAGCAAGACGCUCAGGCGGAUCCAGAAGAUGUCUUUGCUGUGAAGUUCUGGCUGCAUCAGGUAGGACAGGACAGUCUGGACCAGCAUAUAAAUGGCCCCUACUCCGAAGGUCAGGCAGGCUCCAACCACAUGGAUGUAGUACAGGAUGCAUUUCUGGGGAAGAAAAGCACUGCUUGUACAGAACCUCCUGGCACUCUAAACUCUGAGGGCAAUUUUCUUCUGCAAGCUUUGGCCUCCCACCCAGCUCCAACUCCAUUUCCUUCUCCCAGCACUUCUGGAAUGUGCCAGUACUUAGGGGAUUUUGUUUCCCUUGGUAACCCCAGUCACCUGCCAGCCCUCUGUGUUGCUGCUUUUGUUGAGUUCUUGUGGCUCACAGGUCACAGCCACACCUGAACUACAAGAGCUUAGAAAAGCUGUUCUCUGAAAUCAAACCAGAAAUAGGGUUGGAGUGUUGUGCUCCAGAGCUAGAGCUCUGACAUGCAGGAGAACCAAGGGGAGUUUGCUUUCUGCAAAACUUGGAGGGUUUUUCAUGUUUUGAGAUGUCAUGAAGGGUUGUUCCCAAGCCCCAGUGGAUAAAGAAAUCAAGUAAGAAAUUAUAAACCAAACCCUAAUUGUUUUAAAGAGCUUUCUGUGAGGAAUCUGACAAAGGCAACCCAGGUUUUGCCUCCUCAGAAUGUUUUGCUUUCAGUAAAAAACCCCCAUUUUUAUCAGAGAUCCUGGUAAGCAGCCACACAGCUCUGGCCAGCUCUGGAGCACUGCAAGGAAAGCACAAACCUGGAAGUUUGCAAUAAUGCAAAGUCCAAAACAGCUCAUGAGUCCCAGCGUGAGGCCCAGCUUGUUCAGCUUGAUGACAUUGGGUUUCUCUGGAUUCAAGGCAUCAACCUGUUUGUAGCGGACGUACAUGGUGGCCACUCCUGUCAGGGACAAGCAGAGGCAGAAGGGUGUGCAGCUGAUGAGCAGACUGUGCUUUGGGCACUGGGAAGAUUCUGAGGGACAGAAGCAACUAUUUGUGAAGUGUCUUGUGAAAUGGGAAAGCUGAGAAUCUGGAAGUCACAACUGAAAUCCCAGAAUCCCCAGUGGUGGGGCUGGAAGGGCCCUGCAGAGCUGCUCCAGCCCCAGCCCCUGCUCCAGCAGCUUCCCCUGGCUCGGGGCACAGGAACGUGUCCAGGUGGGGUUGGAAACCUCCAGGUAGGGAAACUCUCUCUAGAAGUUCCCUGUCUCUCAUGAGCUGGGGAGCCCAGAACUGGACACAGGACUCCAGAUGAGGCCUCAGCAAGGGCAAGGGGAGGGAGAAGAAAACCUCCCUUCACCUGCUGCCCACACACUUAAUACACCUCUGAAUGCCAUUGGCUUCUUGCCCAUGAGGCCACGUUGCUGCUCAUGGUUAUUUGCUGCCCACCAGCACUCCCAGGUCUCUCCUGGAGCUGCUCUCAGCAGGUCACUCCCAAACAAUUCAACUCACUGUGUUCUUCCUCUUUCAUUCUUGGGUUCUUGCCCCUCUCCAGAACUGCAGCACGAGGCAGGGGACUGCUUGAAAUUUGCAUUUCUGUUUCUUUUACUAGUCUGGGGUAUUUUUGACAACACAUUUUUGGCCUCCUGCAACCUGCAGUUGUCUUGCUGGCUUUGUGGGUAACAUCCCUACGUGCACCUGCCUCUGAACUGCUCAAGAGAGUUGAGAUUGAUUGCAUAGAAUUUGGUUUUUGACUGAGAACUACGGGCUGCUUAAUGACCUGAAGGAGGACAUUGAGUUGUUCAGAGCUGUGUGCAGUCCAGAAGUGCCAAGGGCAGCUCUCUACUCACCCAAGAAAGUCGAGACAUUUAACAUGAUCCCAAAUAAGCAUCUUUCAGGGGGUGUUGUCCCUGUGUCACUGGAAGAGACAAAUGGAGUGAUAUGUGUCUGUCUAUACUAAAAACACUUGCAACACAACCUUACUCACUUCAGUCCACAAAGGAACCAUAAGAAACGGGGUUUUCUCAAUGAAUUUUUCAUUACUGCAACUCUAGUUGCUAGUUUCUAGACCUGUAGGGAUGGGUGAGCAUGGUGAAGACAUGGCCACCUCCAUACAACAAGGAGUGAACACACUUGGUGUGACUAUUCCUUUUGUAUUGGCCUUGACUCCUCCAUCUGAGGUGAAUAAAGGGAAAAAUGAACAAGCUGGAAAACUGAGAGCCCAAAGGUGGGGAUGCAGUUGGGGAUGCAGAUGAUAGCAUGGGUUUAGUGGUGCAGCCGUGGCUGGUGACAGCAGGAUGCCUGACUCUGAACAGAGGGUUGGAGAUGCAUUCCAGGUUUUGCUUGUUCAUCACCAUGGUAAGGGCACAUCCACAGAGCCUCAGCUGAAGGGUUCAGGCUUUGAACAGUCAGGAGUUGUGGAGCUGGAGGUGUUGGGUGAGAAGUGCUGUCUGAAACUGGGAGCUGGGGAAGAACUCCCAGACAUGAGAGGCCAAGCCAAGACUAUGAUACAGUGAAGAGGGUGAUUGUACAAACGUUACUGACCUGAUGUAGGGCACCAGAGGGUCAACGUGGUGCAGGAUGGUUGCAGUGAUGUAUGAAAAGACAAAAGAUGCAGCUGACCAAACAACCAAAGCUGCAGGCAAGAUGGAGAGGCCUUGCUGAAACCACCACAUUGCAGUGCAGGCUUCAACUCCCAGCGCUGGGAAGAAUCAAAUACAAAGGUUUCCUCAGAUUCCUCAGAGGUUUUGCUUUUCUUGAGGCAAGUUGCUUCAAGUUCAGCCACUUGAUCCUUCUCUCAGACCUGCCUCACCUACCCAAAGUGAACAUUUGACUUCACACCACAGAAGCAGCCAUAAAUAAGCAGAAAUAACAUCUGGAAGUGCUAAUUCUGAGUUUAGAAGCACAUGAGGAAGGGAAGCAGUAGUGUCACUCUCCUACACGUCUUGGCAUUUGUUGCUGCCAGAAUAAAGGUCGAGUGGGUGACUGUGAAGAACUGGCUGCAUUUUCUUCUCAGCCUUGUGUGAUAACACUGUGCUAGAAUUAGUGAGGCUGACAGAGAACGUGUCCCAGCAGUGACAGUUUAACUGAUGGGGGCUCUUGUGGAGCCUCUGACUUCCACUAACAAUCAACUGGGCAGACAUGGAGGAAAUGACCUAAAAUUACUUUAAUAUCUGCCCUCAUUUGCUCCCUGUCACGCUGUGUGACUCAACAGCUGUUACAAGCAUUGUUUAAAUAAGCUCACAGAUACUUAUGAGCAAGAGCUGAGUGCCACCAGCCACAACCUUCAAACUUCAGGGCUGCUUCCUGCUGCUGGCUACAGAGCAGCUCCCCUGAGUGCUGGGUGUGCUGUGCUGGGGGACACUGAGGUGCUGGAGAGGGAGCUGGGCAAGGGGCUCCUUUUAAGCUCAGAAUGUUAAUGCUUCAAAGAAGAAAAAUGAUCUCUGGCUUUCUCCUGGGAGGUAACAAAAGCCAAGAACUGAUGACCCUCAAAUGCAGGGUACAGUUACAUCGUCGUAAACUGAAGGCUCAGCAGCUUGUAAGGAAGAUGUUGGGUAACAGAUGAAAGUGUCCCAACAGGAGAUGGAGGGAAUAAGGACAGAGUGAUGGAACUGAAGGAAAUACAGUCCACUGGAUGCUGUGUUGAAGGAAGAAAUACACUCUGAAGUAAACACCAGAGUUGGGUGGGGAUGAGUCAGAACACGAAUCAGCAUGUUCAUUUGCACAACUUGUCAGGGUUAAGCUGAUAAGAGCGGUUAAAGGUCGCUUAUCCUCAUUAAAAAGAAGUAGGAAAUGUG